Parastagonospora nodorum SN15 is the source of this 942-nucleotide messenger RNA. RefSeq lists its product as hypothetical. The record is from RefSeq and is a predicted model, not a curated record. The transcript has 2 exons. Gene Ontology annotation, biological process: lipid metabolic process. The coding region runs from base 1 to 942 and encodes 313 amino acids. NCBI's taxonomy places the organism in Eukaryota, Fungi, Ascomycota, Dothideomycetes, Pleosporales, Phaeosphaeriaceae. Gene Ontology annotation, molecular function: phosphoric diester hydrolase activity.
AUGCGUUCUUUCGCUCUUCCGCUCUCUGCGCUGGUCUCGGGUACAUUUGCGACCUACUCGGAUGCACUGCAGAACAUUCUCAUGAACACGGAUAAGACGGACAAAUAUCACUAUCCUACCGACUUCACGCGCGAAAUCCUUCCAAAGCCGUUUCACAGCCACAAUGAUUACUGGCGCGAUGUGCCGUUCUACACUGGCUUGUCUUAUGGGGCCAUCUCAACUGAAGCAGAUGUUUGGCUGAUCAAUGAAACGAUAUAUAUGAACCAGGUCGGCCACGAACCCUCUGCCCUAACCACCUCCCGUACCCUCUCAUCUCUCUACAUCGAGCCCCUCCUCUCCACGCUCGCCCGGCUCAACCCCUCCACGCCCUUCACCCAAGAAGGCGAGCAAAACGGCGUCUUCGAUACCUCCUCCGCGCAAACCCUCUACUUCUUCAUCGACCUCAAAACUGGGUCGUCAGAGACCUGGCCUGCCGUGCUCGCCGCGCUCGAGCCCCUGCGCCGGGGAAACUGGCUCACGACGUACGAUGGAACAGAGCUGUUUAAGCGGCCGGUGACGGUGGUAGGCACGGGAAAUACGCAAUAUCACGAUGUGCUUGCAUACUUACCGCGCGAUGUAUUCUUCGACGCGCCCCUAUCUUCUCUUUCUUCAGAUGAAUUCAAGAACAUCACUGCCAACGAAGCGCCCAUUGCAAGCACGAAUUUCGCCGCGAGUUUUGGAGACGUCAGGAGGAGGGAGAUGAACGACACGCAGCUAGAGUUGCUGCGUGAGCAGGUUGGGGCGGCGCAUGAGAGGGGCGUUAUGGCGAGGUAUUGGAAUCAGCCGGCGUGGCCGGUGGGGACGCGGAAUGCGAUUUGGAGGACGUUGUGGGAUGAAGGGGUGGAUUUGUUGAAUGUGGAUGAUUUGAAAGGGUGUAGUGAGUUUUGGGAGGGGGGUGGGUAG